CAUCAAAACAACAUCAACAACAACAACAUCAAGUUCUGCCUUGCUCAUCAUCCAGUGUUUCAUUCACAUACUCUCGCACAACUCCGGGCAUAUCUCGCAAAGGAGAGGCGGGACCCGAUCACACAAUCCUUCACACGAUAACCUCUCCAUGUCACAUUACGGCGCUCCGGUAUCCGAGUUCGGAUCGUUGGCUCUCAGCGGCAGUAGCUCUGGCGAGGAAGACAUGGUCGCAGUGACCCGAUCACAAGCAGCACGGCAGGCCGGUGCAGCAGCAGUCGCAGGACGAACCAUGGCGCGCCGCGCGACAGCAACCCCCGCUACUCCCCCCAGCAGCGCACGAAGACCUGCCGCGGGUCAAGUGCGAUAUGCGGGACAAGCUCAACAGGAUGAUUCGGACGAGGAGGAAGAUGGAAUGGAUUAUCAACGGCAAGCGCGGGACAUUUUGGCCUUUUUCGAGCCAGAUGGAUUGUUUGUCAGUGAGGCAUUCAACCCCAAUUUCCCAGAUGAUCUCCGCUCGCCACGAGGUCGUGUAUUCGCCUCCUUAAUGCGGACACUGACGUCCAGGGUUCGUACCGCAGAGAGCCUCGCCGAGAUCGAGCAGACCUUUUCUACCAGCAUGCCCAGCUGGCACAGCUGGGCGACCACUCGAGUCCGACAAACGAUCGAGGGAGAGAUGCGCAAGUACGCCGACCGCUCCAUCGACAUCGUGACGUCGGUGGAUCUCCUAAGUCGCGCAGGCCAGGAAUGCGGCUAUCUGCUCAAGUAUCACUCCGAUACUACCGCCACCGAGAUGUGCGGUGUCAUGGUCAGGCUCAUGUGGUUCAUCGUCCAGAACGAUGUGCAUCUCAACCCCAACCCUGGCUAUGUCGGCGGUGCACACGAGCACAACCUUUAUCGCCGCUUCGUCAGCACGCCGCAAGCUUGGGGGCCGGUGUUAUACUGGUGGAACCAGGCUCUCGACGAUGAGGAUGUUGUCGAGAUUUUUCAGCGAGCCGCGGCGAACUUGAGGGUCCUUUGGGGAUCCGUCAGCGAGCGACAUCAGGACAGUUCUCCGGAGGAAAGCGAGUAUCGAUUCAAGGCCCAGUUCGGAUCGCUGAUCCACAAGAUUCUGAGUAAGUCGGACGCCACCCCUGCUCAUCUGCCGCUAUGAGACCUUCGCUAAUCAUACCAAUAGCUUCACCACAGUGAUGGCAACAGCGCACGAGGGCGCUAACGCAACAUAUCAUAUGUCAUAGAAGAGCCAAGCCUCGAGAUUGCUGUUGUAUUGAGCGAGAUUCGUUCGGAAAGUGCUUUCGGACAUGCAUUUUUUAGAUGGCGCAACGGGCAUUAGACUGGAGUUGGGUUGGCGGGAAAUUGUUCAUAUG
Molecule: messenger RNA, 1364 nt
Organism: Dissoconium aciculare CBS 342.82
Lineage: Eukaryota; Fungi; Ascomycota; Dothideomycetes; Mycosphaerellales; Dissoconiaceae
Exons: 2
Coding region: 149-1150 (333 amino acids)
Source: RefSeq, a predicted model, not a curated record